AUGGCACGGGCUAUUCAAAGGCUGGCACAAAUCCAAAACGGGCUGUCAACGCCCGUUGUCGUGGCGGAACAGGUCCCUUCUCAGCAGGAUGCAGAGAAGCUUUGGAAGCCUCGACAGCGGCCUUUCAAUUCAUCUCCUCCGGUCAAGGCUAUUAUCGUUGGAGCAGGGAUAGCGGGCGUUGCUGCUUCGAUUUUGAUUCCCCGGAAAGUGGCCAAUUUGUCUUACACUGUGUACGACCGACAAGAUGCUGUGGGUGGGACUUGGGCCCAGAACCGAUAUCCAGGCGUGAGGUGUGAUAUUCCAUCUCACACUUACCAACUCACCUUCGCUCCCAAUACUCGCUGGUCGGAGUACUAUUCCCCUGGCUGGGAAAUACGCGAGUACUAUGAAGGACUCGUAAAGGAAUACGGAGUGGAUAAACAUCUCCACCUGAAGCAUGAAGUUCUGUCCGCGAUCUGGUCUGAUGACCUCCAUCAAUGGGAGGUCAAGAUCAAAAAUCUUGUUUCCGGAGAGGUGUUCACUGACACAGCGCACUUUUUUAUCUCGGCUUCCGGAAGGUUGAACGUGCCCAAGUUUCCCAACAUUCCAGGGCUCGAGACAGAUUACAAAGGCACUCUUGUGCACACUUCUCAGUGGACCGAUGAUCUGACUCGAGCAGUGGAAGGUAAGCGUCUGGCCGUCAUAGGCAACGGGGCCAGUGGACAACAAUUUUUAGUCAACAUUUUCAACAAACCUGCACACAUUGAUCAUUAUGUGAGGUCGAGGCAAUGGAUCGUCCCAUCCAUCGGUCUGAACCUGAUCCCAGCGACCGCUGAUCUUCUUGGAGCAUACAUCUUCACAGAAGAAGAGAAAGAGAAAUUCGAGAAAGACCCCAAAGCUUAUCUUGAAUACCGACGGGCGCUGGAGAAGAAUUUCCACGGAAGAUUUGAAGGAUCUGUCUCUGGCAGCGAGGAAAACGACAAGAUAAGACAGAAAUACACAGAGGCGUUGUGGGCCCGAGUUGGCGGCGACAAAGCCUGGUUCGACCGGCUGCUUCCUGACUUUGCCCCAGGGUGUAAACGGCCAACGCCAUCAGCUGGAUACGUUGAAGCAAUCCGAAGUCCUAAAGUAGACUAUGUGGACACCGAGAGGAUCACACACGCUACCGCGGACGGACUGGUGACGGAAGAUGGAAAGGAGAGAAAGGCUGAUAUCGUUGUUGCCGCUACCGGCUUCAAGAAUGGCUUCCUCCCCCUGUUUCCUACCGUUGGGAAGAAUGGGCUGGACCUAAGCAGAUACUGGGCAGCUGAUGGACCUAUUGGAUAUCCGAAGACAUACUUUGGUGUUAUGGCGCCCAAUGUUCCAAACUACUUUGCAGUGGUUCAGGCAAAUACCAAUGGUGCCGGUGGCUCCUUCCCUCUCCAGGCCGAGAUCUCUGCGACCUACAUUUCAAAGGUUAUUCGAAAGGUGCAGUCUCAAGGUUACAGAGCCAUUUACCCGUCUCAGGAAGCAACCGAUGACUUCAACGAGAUCGUUGGCGCCUACUUCGACGAUAAAGUUAUCGGAGACGACUGCGACGGUUGGUGGAAGAGCGGCCCUGGGAAAUCUCGACCUUUGGUUCCGUGGCCUGGAACUGGUCAUCACCGAUUCGACAUAAGUCGAGACCCUCGCUGGGAGGAUUUCGUCUUUGAGAGAUCCGAAGAGGCCCAGCGUAACAGGUUCGAAUAUUUUGGGAAUGGAUGGACGGAGCGCGAGAAGAAUGGGGAUGAAGUCACCUUGACGAGAUACCUCAAGGAGGUGGGCAAGAUUGACCUAGCGACUCUGCACGAGAACUGGAACGAUUGA
Messenger RNA from Capronia epimyces CBS 606.96, 1824 nucleotides. RefSeq lists its product as uncharacterized. The transcript is spliced from 5 exons. The coding region runs from base 1 to 1824 and encodes 607 amino acids. NCBI's taxonomy places the organism in Eukaryota, Fungi, Ascomycota, Eurotiomycetes, Chaetothyriales, Herpotrichiellaceae. The record is from RefSeq and is a predicted model, not a curated record.